AUGAGUGUUCAUAGUGGAAAGCUUGACAAUGUAGCAGUGGUGGAGAAGGUCCUGCAAUCCAUGACAUCAAAAUUUGGUUAUGUGGUCUCCUCAAUUGAGGAGUCAAAAAAUGUUGUAGAGAUGUCCAUUGAGGAAUUGCACAACUCACUUUUGGUGCAUGAACAGAGAAUGAAGAGCAAUUACGUGGAGGAGCAGGCAUUGAAGGUAUCCACAAAUUGGAGAAACUCUAGUAGAGGUCGAGGAUGGUUUCGGGGAGGACGAGGAAGAGGCAGAGGAGGCUUUGAUGGUGGUAGAGGAGGCUUUGAUAAGUCCAAUGUCAAAUGUUAUCGAUGUCAUGGGUAUGGCCACUUCAAAUCUGAAUGCACCUCCAAUUUGCGUUAUGGUAGAGGAGAGAAAGCUAAUUUUGCAGAGAAAUAA
Molecule: messenger RNA, 417 nt
Organism: Rosa chinensis
Lineage: Eukaryota; Viridiplantae; Streptophyta; Magnoliopsida; Rosales; Rosaceae
Product: cold-inducible RNA-binding protein-like
Exons: 1
Coding region: 1-417 (138 amino acids)
Molecular function (GO): zinc ion binding; nucleic acid binding
Source: RefSeq, a predicted model, not a curated record